This is a messenger RNA of Limanda limanda (common dab), 2530 nucleotides long. It is a transcript of the gene mmd, whose product is annotated as monocyte to macrophage differentiation-associated. The transcript is spliced from 7 exons. Gene Ontology annotation, cellular component: membrane. NCBI's taxonomy places the organism in Eukaryota, Metazoa, Chordata, Actinopteri, Pleuronectiformes, Pleuronectidae. The record is from RefSeq and is a predicted model, not a curated record. Bases 330 to 1049 code for a protein of 239 amino acids. Gene Ontology annotation, molecular function: pore-forming activity.
ACUGGCCGGCGGGGUGCUGCACUUUGCAGGGCUUGUUGUUCUGUGCGUGCCGGCUGUUCCCGGUGCUCAUGGUUACCUGCAGCGGAAAGAACAGGGAGUGAGUCAGUGUUUUGGUGCAGGAUGGUUUUAAGGAAAAGGCUAAAACGGAGCCUCAGUGAAGAAGGUGCUGCUGGAGCCUGGUAGCCCACAUGAGAGUUAGCUUGUAACGUUAGCACAUGCUAGGCCUCGGUUCGUCCGGCUUGUUCUUUGGUUUGUGAACCAGAGCUGCUGCUGCUCUGAGCUUUUUUGUUCGCUGGGGUUUGUGUCCCUGUGUUUCAUCAGGCAGUGAAAUGAAGAGAGCGAACAGCUUCCAGAGGUUCAUGAACAGACGGGCCUCUGCUAACUGCCGCUACCAGCCGACCUGUUAUGAGCAUGCUGCAAACUGCUACACUCAUGCAUUCCUCAUCAUGCCGGCCUUUGUGGGCAUGGCAUUGCUGUACCGUCAGUCGGACAACCGCUGGGAGAGGAUCACUGCCUGGGUGUACGGGAUGGGCCUCUGCGCCCUCUUCCUGGUCUCCACUGUGUUUCACAUCAUCACCUGGAAGAAGAGCCACAUGAGGUCCAUGGAACAGUGUUUCCAUAUGUGUGACAGAGUGGUCAUCUAUUUCUUCAUCGCUGCCUCCUACACACCUUGGUUAAACCUGCGGGAACUCGGUCCUAUGGCCGCUCACAUGCGCUGGUUUGUGUGGCUCAUGGCUGCUGCUGGAACCAUCUACGUCUUCAACUAUCAUGAAAAGUACAAACUUGUCGAGCUGGCUUUCUAUCUGACGAUGGGCUUUUUCCCUGCAUUGGUCGUGACGUCCAUGACCAACACUGAGGGGCUUCAUGAACUUGCCUGCGGAGGACUCAUCUACUGCCUCGGCGUGUUCUUCUUCAAAAGCGACGGCGUCAUUCCCUUCGCCCACGCCAUCUGGCACGUGUUCGUGGCGCUGGCUGCCGCCGUGCACUACUACGCCAUCUGGAAAUACCUCUACAAGGCUCCCAGUGUCGACGCCCUCCUCGACUCGUGACCACGGCGUAGCCCGUUCUCCAGAGUAGUAGACGACUCCUCAACUGCCCACAGGAGCUGCAGCGACAGCUUAAAAAGUUUACGAAAAUAAUGACAGUGAAUUGUUUACUGUUUUCUAACAUGGAGAACAGAAUUUUUUCAGCGUCUCCUUUACGAACAAAAGCUACUUUAAAAGCGGUUUUGUACCUCAAUGUAGACAGCGAGGGAGGGGAUUUCUACUUUUUACUCUUAGUGUUAAUCUUGGCACAUUUAUGAGUAUUUGAGAUAUUUGAUAGUCGUCUUUUGUAAUACUUGAUGAAAGUCACAUUCCACAUGAUGGGUCGAAAACUGGAGAUUUCCUGAUUUUAGUUGGUGGUUUAAACACUGGGGAUUUGAGGUGCUAAGAAUCCUGGCUGGGUCUCAAAACAACCAUGAAUUACUAAAAUAAUACUUUGUUUUGAUGCUUUACUUUUGAGAAGAACAAACAUUUUCUUUCAUUUAACAAGCAAAGACAAAACUCUUUCCGAACACAAGCAGCUGUAAAGGAACUGAAGUUUGCAAAAGACAAUAGUUUAAAACUGGCAACAUUUUAUUUAAAUCUGGAACCAACGAGUCUGACCCGGUAAUUAAUGACAGCUUUAGAUUAUCUGCACCAAAAAUAUUUUUCAACACUUGCCCCCUAAAACCGCUUCUUCCUAAGUUGUGUACCAAGGAACGUGCAGCGGCCAUUUGUUUCCCAUUUUCAGUUUUUUUUUUUUUUUAGCGUAUAUUAAUCAUUUUCUAUUCAUUUUUCAGUCCAUCUGAUGCACAUACACACCCAUACGACUGCUGCUUCAUCUCUGACUUGUAAUCCUCAGUUUUCAGGGAACAGUCAAUCCUGGUAGUAUUUAGCCCCCCUGGCGAUGGAGUGGUGUCAGAUGCAGCAUUUCAGGAAGUGCGAAGGUGAAACCUUGUGGUUAGGUGGGAUUUUUGUUAAUGAGCCAAUUGAGAGAAAAAUAAUCUGUUCAGUUUGAUAAACCACAAAAGUUCCACUGUGUUUUUAAUGUGAACAGCGUGCUGUAGAGAGUGUGUGCAUGUGUGCGUGCACGACCUUUGUACUGUAGUCCAGUGUUACAUUUCCACUGAUUCUCUCUUUGAUUUGCACCACACGACAAAAGCUGUUUUAUUCUGAAGAUGACAAACCUCAUUCUUUUGUUUUGUAAAUUCACUAAAUGGCUCCUGAUAAAACCAUCUUUCUGUUGCUUUCCUCUUAGUGGAGCUGAAUGAUUCUUUUGUUUUUGUUUUGUUAUUGUGGCCCUUGUACUGAUUUCCUUAAACCACUGUGUUUUGUAAUAUUUGUAUAUUCUGAUUUGUUGUGUGAACCUGAUCCUGGCCUUUGCAGGGAAAAGAAACAAACUGCUUCUUGUAGUACCAGUGGCUGUUAAUGGUGCUGAAUAAUGAUCAUGAAUGCUCCUCCGCUGUAUCACCUUUCUAAUGUGACAAUAAAAAUCUUACUGCCCCACG